AUGCCCAAAGAAGACAUCCACACCACCACCCAAGCCCGUCUCCAAAACGACUACGGCGCUGACCUAUGGGUGAAGAACGCCACUCCUCAUCGUCACCCAACAGCAGGCCGCGGUCUCUUCGCCGGCCUCCAAGACGUAAAACAAUAUAACGUGGACUCGGGGUGGGCGAAACGCGGCAACGACGAGUCGUCGGGGUUGUUUGGGUUUUUGUUUGGUCGGAUAUUCGGGGGUGGAUAUAGACGGCCGGAGUAA
Molecule: messenger RNA, 252 nt
Organism: Aspergillus melleus
Lineage: Eukaryota; Fungi; Ascomycota; Eurotiomycetes; Eurotiales; Aspergillaceae
Exons: 3
Coding region: 1-252 (83 amino acids)
Source: RefSeq, a predicted model, not a curated record